AUGUGGAAACCAGUUGAUGUCCCUUUUCAGAACUCCCAACCUCUCCCUACUCUACCAACAACCGAUGAAAUCCGCGCUUGUACCAAGGUUCUGGGGGAGACCUCGGCCAGCAAGGUUGUGGCGGUAAAUGACGAUAUUGUUGUUAAAUAUGGGCGCCGUGUAGACCUCUGGGAAGGCCAGGCUUUGAUUUACCUUGAACGACAUGUCCCAGAAGUUCCGGCCCCUCGACUGUAUACGAUGUACUAUGAUUCCGAACAACUUUUCUUAAUUAUGCAACGCGUUCCCGGGGUCCAGCUGGAUUCAAUUUGGCCAUCAUUGGCGCCCUCUGAAAAGGAUGAUAUUAUCGCAAAACUUCAACUUACAUUCGACGCAAUGCGAAAGGUUAGUCAUAGAGGAAGCUCAAGUAUAAAUGGAAAUAUUGAUUGA
Molecule: messenger RNA, 426 nt
Organism: Penicillium macrosclerotiorum
Lineage: Eukaryota; Fungi; Ascomycota; Eurotiomycetes; Eurotiales; Aspergillaceae
Exons: 1
Coding region: 1-426 (141 amino acids)
Source: RefSeq, a predicted model, not a curated record